GAUUGAUGGAAAUUGUGAGCUGUUCAGGAUGAAUUUCAAAGAGGGAUUGGACGGAGACCAUGGCAAGACGGAUUGUGAUAUGGAUGGAGGUGGUCCUUCAGACGCGUUGUUGCUAGCCCUUGGUUAUUUAAGGUUAAGGGAUCUUCUUGCAGUUGAAAGCCUAUGCAAAUCUUUACGUGAUGCUGUUCGAGGAGAUCCACUUUUAUGGAGAAGUAUUCGCAUAGGACAUAUAUUUCAUACUAAGAUCACAGAUGAUAUUCUUAUAAAGUUGACAAAUAGGGCUCAAGGCCAUCUUCUUUCUCUCAGUCUCUAUCACUCAAAGAUCACUGAUGUUGGUUUAAUGCAUGUACCUGAGAGGAAUCCCAGCCUGGACAAGUUGAGUGUCCCAGGAUGUAUGAGACUCACCGCAGAUGGUAUUCUCUCUAACUUAAAAGUCUUGAAGACUGCUGGAAAAAUCAGACUUAAAUAUUUAGGAAUUUAUGGAUUGUUUGGUGUAACAAGCCAGCACUUGGAAGAGUUCAAGCUCUUAAUAGGUGUAGAUAAUAGUAAGCUGCCAACUACUUGUAAGCCACGGUUUUUUGGCAGUGACCAAUUGUGGGUCACUUCUGAUGAUCGUGCUGUGGACAUUGAAGUUUGCCCGAAAUGCCAGAAGCUUGAACUAGUUUAUGAUUGCCCUUCAGAGAGUUGCCAAAAGAAGCAAUCUUCCACUCAGUUGUGCAGGGCUUGUACUACAUGCAUUGCACGUUGUAUCAAUUGUGGAUGUUGCUUAAGUGGCUACUUGCUUUGUUUAGAUUGCUGGAGACAACCCUUGGUUGCCAAGAGAGGAAGCAGAAAAGACCUUUUUGUCUGAAACUGUUCACAAUCAGGGGAGUUUAACAUUUCUACCGCUAUGGCUAGGAUGCAUAAUGUUUGUUACUUUUAUUGGCUGUGGGAAAGCUUUGGGAUCACAUAGUGCCUUUGAGCAUCAGAUGUAAAAUGGAAGUCCUUUGUCUGUCCUGAAGAAAUUGGAAUCUGAUUAUUGUGGAACUGGAUGAAAACAUGGCAGACGAGAAGCUGAUCUCCCGCAUGGAGGGUUUUGAUAGCCUUAUGCUAUGUGAAUGCUGUGUAAUGACCUUGUUUUUUGAAUAAACCAGAGCAAAUAUGUUUUUUUUAUCAAAACGAUCAGACACCUAAUAGCGAAAUUGAUAUAAGCAUAAAAAUUAGAUGCUUCAAAUGAACCAAACCAUUCCUUAUUUACUUAUUAUAAUACUCUUUCUGUUUAA
Molecule: messenger RNA, 1262 nt
Organism: Lycium ferocissimum
Lineage: Eukaryota; Viridiplantae; Streptophyta; Magnoliopsida; Solanales; Solanaceae
Product: F-box protein SKIP14-like
Exons: 2
Coding region: 29-850 (273 amino acids)
Cellular component (GO): cytoplasm
Molecular function (GO): protein binding
Source: RefSeq, a predicted model, not a curated record